AUGAUAUAUGCUGAUUUUAGCGCCAAUGGCUUUUGUUCGUGUACUGAAUUCCAGGACCAUCACUUACAAAAUAUUCAUCCAACAGAUUCAAAUAAUUUUUCUGUUUGGAGAGAGUAUGGUGGUAACAGCGUCCAAGGAUGGAUCAACGAAGCAUUUUACAAUUUACACUCGAAUGAGAGUAUAGUCUGCUACGAGGUAUUAGCAAAAGCUGACCUAAUCGGUGUAAGACCAGUAUUUACAGAUUCAUCAAUCAUGGGUGACGAUAAGGACUCGUCAACAUCUACUCCAGCGGAUACUCCCCAAGAGGAAACUCCACAUCAUUCAAGGACGCCUAUCAUCCAGGUCGAUCAUCAGAAUCCCAAGCUCCCACUUGUGAAUCCUGCUGAUGCCAACAAGGAUCACAUCAUCGAAUCCGACACCACUGAUGGCGAGAAUCCCAAGGACUCGCUGCUCAGCUCGCAAGAUUCCAAAAAACGUGGACGCAAGCGCUCAACAAAGGCUUGCGAACUUGAUCUCAAGGUCAGUGGGCAAUUGUCGAGAUUGAAGCUCAUCUCUGAUAUCGAAGCGACGGCUUCAUCACUCACCACUGCUGAAGGCCUGUCGUCACUCAAGGCUCGCAUGGAGGUGCUCACUCAAGAAUGGCAACAGUUUUCAUUAAUCCAUGACCAUUUAGCCUCCAAUGCCACUGAAGAAUUUCUCCAACAUCCAUACAUCAAGGACGGCACCUUUGAUGUAUCAUACAGAUCUUACAUUGGGGCUCGCACAGCUUUAAGCACUCUCAUUCAUCAACUAGAUGCUCCAGCUCAACCCAUUCCAGCUCAACAAGUUGCACCACGAGUUCCUCAUCGUGUGGCCCUGCCUCCACUGAACAUCAGUCACUUCUCUGGUGAUUACGCCAAAUGGCCAGAGUUCAGGGAUAUGUUCACCUCAAUUGUCAUCAAUUGUGAAGGUCUUCAAGAUGUCGAGCGUCUCCACUACCUAAAGACUCAUUUAACAGGACAAGCAGCUCAAUUAAUAGCUAGUACACCAAUGUGCAAUGAGAACUUUGCAAGUGCAUGGGCUGCAAUUCAGAAGAGGUACGAUGUUCCUCGUCUACUAGUCUCAGCGCAAUUGGACAAAUUAUUAAAUUUACCAACUUUGACAUCGAAGUCUGCCAAGCAGCUCUACUCAAUCAUCGAUCAGACCCAUGAAGCGAUCAGUGCACUCGUCGCUCAACAAGUCAAUCUUUGUGCCGGAGAUUGCUACCUUCUAAUUCGACUCAUCAUAUCGAAACUGGAUCGAUCAACCCGAGAAGCAUGGGAAUUAUCAUUGGGAUCAUCAGUGGAAUUUCCAUCUCUCUCACAGCUUCGUCAAUUCUUGACUGAACGCGCUCGAGCUCAAGAACGGUACGAGGAGAGUACCAACAAGCCUGGCGAUCAACAGAGGUCAAGUCACUCCAGCUCAAGAUCCACCGCCAAGGCCAUCAAGGGCACAGCACACGCCCACAUGGCUACUUCAAGCACUCAAGGCUCAACGGUGAUUCCAGCGUCUCAUGCAGAAGGGAAAAGGACUCCAGUGGCUCAAUACCCAUGUGACCUGUGCAAGGGAGACCAUUACGUGGUCAGGUGUGAUCAAUUCGGCAGGAUGACACCACAAGAGCGGAUUCAAGUGGUGGAUCAAUUCAGACUGUGUCCAAACUGCCUUGGACACCACCGAGUCGAAACAUGCAAGUCUCGGUUCAGAUCUCCAGGAUCAUCAUACUCGUUCAACACCGUUGCCCAACUUCAAGAUCACCGUACUCAAGAUUCAACAGAUCCAGAUCAUCAUUCAUCAGUUCCAGACUCAUCAACUGGUUGUGUUCCAGCUCAACAUGCUGCAACGUUACUCGCAACGUGCCAAGUCAAUGUCGUGACCAAGCUAAGUACUCAUCCAAUUCGCAUAUUACUAGAUUCCGGUUCUGAAAUCUCUUUUAUUUCAGAUACAUUGGUACAAUUAUUACAUUUACGCCGCACACGUUCCAAUAUAGCCAUUUUAGGAAUCGGCUCAUCAAAGGCUGGCCACACCAAGGGAUGUGUGACAAUUACACUAGUGUCACAACAUUCAGACCAGUCACUCACGCUGCAGGUUCAUAUCCUAGGUGGAUUAACGGCUCAAUUACCAGCUACCUUAAUAGUAGAUGCCGAUGUGGCUCAAUUCUCGGAUCUUACGCUCGCCGAUCCAGCCUUUGCCUCUCCAGGCCCAAUUGAUGUCAUCAUUGGAGCUAACUACUAUGGUCAAGUCAUCACUGGAGAGAUUAUCAGAUGCGAAGCACCUGGAUUGCUCGCAAAAAAUACAAUUUUUGGAUGGAUCAUCCUUGGUCCAGUCCAAGCUAACUUAACAACACCACCUAGGGCUCACCACGCUGUCUCCAAUCAACAUGAUCAGGAUCUCCAGGAUCUAUUAUCCAGAUUCUGGCUUCAAGAGGAGGUCAUGUCCAAUCAUUCGCGCUCGCUAUCACCCGACGAAGAAGCCUGUGAGGCCCACUUCAAGGAUACUCAUUCACAAGACAGCUCUGGCAGAUACAUCGUCAGAUUGCCAUUGAUAUCAUCUCCAAGUCAACUAGGAGAUUCAUAUACUGCAGCACGCCGCUGCUUACAACAUCUCAUGCGUCGUCUCGAUCAUGACACAAGACUCAAGACACUUUACAUGCAAUUCAUGAAGGAGUACCAAGAUCUCAAUCACAUGCAGCCUGCAGUUUUACAAUCAUCAGCAACUCAGUACUUCCUACCUCAUCAUGGGGUACUGAAGGAAGACAACAAUUCAAGCAAGAUCCGUGUGGUUUUCAAUGGCUCAAAACCAACCAGCUCAGGACUCUCACUCAACGACAUCAUGCAUACUGGGCCGAAGUUACAAGUCAACAUCUUUGAUGUGCUUAUUACAUCAAGAAAACAUCGGUUCAUCUUCAUCACAGACGUUACCAAGAUGUAUCGACAGAUACAAGUCCAUGAAGAUGAUCAAGAUCUUCAACAAAUUCUCUGGUUCGACAAACAAGGAAACAUCAUCCCAUUCAGGCUCACCACCGUCACAUACGGCACAAAAGCAGCUCCUUACCUUGCCGUUCGAGCCCUACUCCAGCUCGUAGAAGAUGAAGGACAUCGGUUCCCAUUAGCAAUCACACCACUCACGAAAGGUCGCUAUGUUGAUGACAUCUCCGGCGGCGCAGACGACUUCACAUCACUUCAAGCAGUUGCUGAUGACACUGAACGUCUCUGCACGGCGGGCGGCUUUCCACUCGCAAAAUGGGCAAGCAAUCAUCGCAAAUUACGUCAACUCAAUCGUGCGGAAGCGAUUACACAAUACAAAAUUGAGGAUCCAGAAGUCAGCACCAAGAUUUUGGGGAUGUACUGGUCUUCACACAGAGAUCAAUUUUCAUUUAAGCAUUCACCAUCGUGCACCACUCAACCUUGCACGAAACGUGCAAUAUUAUCAGAGAUUGCUCAAAUAUUCGAUCCACUGGGAUUCCUAUCACCAAUCAUUAUUCAAGCUAAGAUGUUUAUGCAGGAACUCUGGCUUGUGAAACUCGGCUGGGACACUCCACUGUCAGCUGAUCUUUGGCAUAAGUGGAUAUCAUUCAAGAAACAACUCAACAUGAUCAACAUCAUCAAGAUUCCCAGAUGGAUCCACUCGUCCACGACUUCAACUCUAGAAAUCCAUGGAUUCUCCGAUGCAUCGCAAUUGGCGAUGGCGGCAGUAGUAUUCAUCAAGGUCCUACCAGCAGAUCAUUCCCAAGAAGCAAAGGUUACGCUGCUUUGCUCCAAGACCAAGGUGGCACCGUUAAAACAUUUAACUAUUCCACGCUUGGAACUCACCGCUGCUCACAUGUUGGCAAAACUAGUCAAGCAUUGCCAGACAACUCUUGAAUAUAUUCAAGUACCGACAUACUUAUGGACCGACUCGUCAAUCACACUCACGUGGAUACACUCACAUCCGUCUCGUUGGAAAGACUUUGUCAGGAAUCGGGUGUCAUUUAUUCAAGAUCUAGUUCCAGAUGGCCACUGGAAGUUUGUCCCUGGCACGGAAAAUCCAGCAGAUUGUGCAACUCGAGGCUUGACAACAGCUCAACUCAAGGAUCAUCGACUAUGGUGGUCUGGCCCACCAUGGCUACUCAGAGAUUCAUCGUCCUGGCCAACCAGCCCAAUUCACCUCGAUGCAGAUGGUCAAUUAGAAGAACGUCCAAUCAAGGCAUUCUACGUUUCAGCUCAGCCCUUGGAAUCAACAUGGAAAAUCAUGGAACGCCCAAUCCCGUUGCUGUGCAUGCUCAGAGUCACAGCAAUAUGUUGGAGAGUGCGCGACAUGAUCCAGCGCAAACCAAACUCAACUUUGAUCCAUCCAAUCACGUCUCAAGAAAUCAACCUAGCACUUCAAUUCUGCAUCAAGGAAACUCAGCGAGUUCACUUUCAUUCUGAGCUCCAACUACUCGCAAAACAAGCAUCAUGGCCUAAGGAUCACCCGUUUGCCCGAUUGGUUGCCUUUCAAGACACCGAUGGCAUCAUUCGUGUAGGAGGGAGGCUGGAAAAUGCUCCAGACUCUGAUCAACAAAAGCACCCUGCAAUUUUACCUCGUGAUGCUGCUCUGACUCGGCUCAUCAUCUCUGAUGCUCAUCAGCGUACCAUGCAUGGUGGAACUCAACUCACCCUAGCAUGCACUCGUCAACGAUAUUGGAUCAUCGGUGGACGUCAACCUGUUCGCUCACACAUUCUCAAAUGUCUCGUCUGUGCUCGACAUCGAGGUGUUCGAGCUCAACAAUUAAUGGGACAGCUACCAGCUCAACGUGUCACUCCAUCCCCACCAUUCUCACAUACAGGAGUUGAUUACGCUGGUCCAGUAUCAAUUAAAUCUUGGAAAGGAAGAGGAUCAAAAGCAGUCCAUCUGGAUCUCGUCAGUGAUUAUUCAUCAUCAGGAUUCAUCGCAGCUCUCAGACGAUUCAUCCAUCGUCGAGGUGUCUGCACAUCACUCUACAGCGACUGUGGGACAACGUUUCAAGGCGCAUACUCAGAAAUCAAACGACUCUUCGUCCAAGGAACUCAGGAAUCAAGAGAUCUACUCGAUUGGGCCACAGUACAUCAGAUUACAUGGCAUUUCAAUUCACCAGCAGCUCCUCACAUGGGUGGAAAGUGGGAGGCAGCUGUGAAAUCACUGAAACACCAUCUAACUCGAACCAUUGGAGAAUCAUCAUUCACGUUUGAGGAAUUUACAACUCUUCUGACACAGGUGGAGGCGAUUCUCAACUCACGACCCAUGGAGGCUCUUUCAGAUGACCCUCAGGAUCUAUCAUCACUCACUCCAGGUCAUUUUCUCAUCGGAAGACCACUCAACGCCAUCAUUGAACCUUCACUCAUCGACACGGAUGUCUCAAGGCUAUCCAGAUGGCAGUUCAUUCAACAACGUGUUCAACAUUUUUGGAGACACUGGUCCAACAGCUAUAUCCAACGUCAAUUGGCCCGUACCAAGUGGCACCAGGCUCGCCAUGACAUUCAACUCGGCUCACUAGUCCUGCUCACGGAUGAACGAACUCCUCCAACACAGUGGCCACUAGCCAAGGUAAUUGCUCUGCACCCUGGAAAGGACAAUCUGACCAGAGUGGUAACCAUUCAAACGGUCAAUGCCACUCUCACUCGACCAAUCUCCAAGCUCGCACUCCUGCCACUUGCUCCAGAGCCAGAUGCCUAG
Molecule: messenger RNA, 5688 nt
Organism: Cotesia glomerata
Lineage: Eukaryota; Metazoa; Arthropoda; Insecta; Hymenoptera; Braconidae
Exons: 5
Coding region: 1-5688 (1895 amino acids)
Biological process (GO): DNA integration
Molecular function (GO): nucleic acid binding
Source: RefSeq, a predicted model, not a curated record